AUAAUGUUGGCAUGUGGAUUAAUAAUGUCACAUAAAAGCUGUUCGUGCCAAAAACUUACUUCAUAUUGGUCUUUUGUAUCAGUAUUUGGGAAAUAUUGUUAAGUCCAUUUAUCAGGUAGGGAUACUGAGGCUCAGGGAACUUCAAGAACUUUCUAGAUAUUAUUUCACCUUCUUUGCUCUUCCAGACUGCCUGUCUUUCUGCAUCCCCCUUGAUCUUCAUCUCUACCUUUAUUUCCUUGCUUUCCAAGUGAAUAAUUUUCUCUUCGGAAUUAAUAGGCCCUUACUUUUGUAACUCUGAGCUUCCUUGAGCCUGUUUUCCUCCCUUAAAAAAAAAAUUCAGAAAAAUAAUUCCUACAUCACAGGGAUGUCUGAGGCCCAAAUGGGAUUGUGUGUGUGUGCAAGUGCUCUGUGAACUCCAGAGCACUUAUGUCAAGGGAAGGGAGGUGCUUCUUAUUUAUUUUCCUGCCAGAGGACAGCAGAGACAGUACAUCUCAUCCUGGUGUCUGUCUGUCUUCUGGCUUGACUCCCUUCAGAGAAAUUCCUGCUUCUUCCAUGGUCAGGAGUUUCCGGGUUCCUAGUUAGUUUCUCUCCACCAAGUGGUGUAAGCUCCAGAAGGAGAGUGGCUUGUGGCCAGGGUGCAGGGAGUGUUUAGUGCCGAGCAUGGACCUGCAGCUUCGUGUGUGGUCAGGAUGUGGUGUCCACAUGUGGGUGUUUGCACCCAACCAGGUACGUGCGUAGAUGGACAUGAAUGGUGAGGUGCAUGUAGUGGGACUGUGUGUGCAUAAGUGGAUGCUUGUGUGCUUGUUUGUGUGCGUGUGUGUGUAUACUCAUCUGUGUAUGACAAGCAGGGUGUGCAUGUAUAGGACCGGACCUGGGCUUGUGACCAUGUAUGUGCAUGGGUCCGGAUGAGCUUGGUUAUUGGACACACACUCUGUGCGAGGCAUGGUGCUAAGUUUUGACCACUUGGAGGUAAUCCAGACCGGCAGUGGACCCCUGUGGUGGAGAUGCCGAUGUCCACCUCCUUACUGCCCCCUGCUGUGGGGGUGACUUCAUGGUCUUUCAGGGCAGCUGUCCAAGACUGGAGGUAGUCAGUGUUAGACCAUGCAAUAAACAGACCAAGCAAGGCUCCCAGGGCCCCAGAAAGAGGCGGAAAAAAGAAGCCCUUUUUGGGGUGGGGGGGAAAUUGAUGUUCAAAAAAUGAUGAAGUAGCCAACAUAAGAAAAUAGACUUUUGUUGGGCUUGAACACUUUGUUAUUUAUUUUCCUUAUUUUUUGAGGCACAGCAUACAUCAUGUGCAUGAAUAUUGAACAUCAAAUUUAUUCCAUCCGUGUAUACACCACCCAGAUCGCGAUGUAGAGCAUUCCCAGUAGCCCAGAAGUGUCCCAGGAAUUGUGAGCUCCCAGGCAGUUUACUUAUUUUUAUAAAGGUAAUACAUGCCCAUGAUAUAACCUUCAAAAAGGUGGAAGGGAGAAGGAAAGGUCCCUCCCAGCCCUCUCCUCCAGCCACCUGGUCCCCUUCCCUAGGGAAGCCACUGACAGGAGUUUCUUGUGUCUGUUCCGUUGGGCUUAUUUCCUCUUACUUUGGUUUGGGGAUGUUUGUGAUUGUAUUUGGAAUUACAGGGAGCAUGACAAGCUGUUAGUGUUUAGGGCCUCUCCAGGUCAACCGGCCCUGAGAAUAAGCCCUGGCAGGCCCUGGGCCCCCAGCCCCAGUCCCAGGAGACAGGCCUCUGGUCAGAGUCCUGAACUCCAGCGGAUUCAGACCAGACCCCCUUGGCAAGAACCUACAGCUCAGGCAUAGGGUGGACGCACCCAUGGGGGCUGGUGGCUCCGCCCCCACCUGCUUCCCUAGGUCUGCUCCUUACCUGACUGCAGGGUUGGGGCUAGAUGGACGGGCCAAAGCCUGAGGACAAGAAGCAGAGAAGGUGCAAGUUGCACAGGGCAUAGGGGUCAUUCUGUCUAUCCCUCUGCCCCAGGGCACCUCUUCAGCUGUGUGUGUCAAGGGAGGGGAGGGCAUCCCUCUGUAGGCAUCUUCCUGGCCUUGGCAAUUACGGAGUCUCCCCCUCCCACUGUGACCCUAAUGGAAGAGUCUCCCAACCUCUGUUCUUUUUUUUAGCUUUUUAUUUUUAUUUUAUUUUUAAAAAUAUUUAUUUAUUUAUUUUUUGGCUGCGUCAGGAUUUAGUUGGGGCGUGCGGGCUCUUCGCUUAAGUUGCGGUGUGUGUGCGGGCUUCUCUCUAGUUGUGGCACGUGUGGCAUGUGGGAUCUUAGUUCCCCAACCAGGGAUUGAACUGGUGUCCCCUGCAUUGCAAGAUGGAGUCAUUUUUUAAAAAAUUUAUUUUAAUUUCUUUUAUUUAUUUGUUUUUGGCUGCAUUGGGUCUUCGUUGCUGCACGCGGACUUUAGUUGCGGCGAGCGGGGGCUACUCUUUGUUGCGGUGCGCGGGCUUCUCAUUGCGGUGUCUUCUCUUGUUGCAGAGCACGGGCUCUAGGUGUGUGGGCUCAGUAGUUGUGGCGCACGGGCUUAGUUGCUCCGCAGCAUGCGGGAUCUUCCCGGACCAGGGCUCGAACCAGUGUCCCCUGCAUUGGCAGGUGGAUUCUUAACCACUGUGCCACCAGGGAAGUCCCAGCUCUUUAUUUUUUUAUUGGAGUACAGUUCCAACCUCUGUUCUUUGAAGCCCUGAGACCUGGCAUACAGUAGUUAAAAUCACCGGCUUUGGAACCAGGCCGUCUGGUUUGCAGCCCGACACUGCCACUUACUGACUGUUUGACCCUGGGCGAACUCCCUACACUCCCCGAGCCCCAGGUUCCUUGUCUGGAAAAUGGGGAUAAUGAAGGUACCUGCUUCACGGGGCUAUGGUGAUGACACAUCAGAUAAGGCAUGUAAAUAUCAUACAGUACAGUGCCUGGCAUACAGACUCCACUAAUGACAGUUGCCACCGUCACCAUUAUUAGUGGCUUGGACCAGGGAAGGCUGCGUGGAAGUGGCUGGGGGAGCGGGAGUAGAUGACGCGUGGCUGGGCGGCUUCCCACGUACCGAGCAUGGUCUGCGCCCAGAGUGCGCCAGGCGCACGUGUGUCCUUACUCGGGUGUCCCCCCACGUGUGGAGGGCCGCGCUCCCGAGGCCUUUGAUGGCAGGCAUAUGGGAAGUGGGCCCCCCCCCACCUCGCCACUGCCACCCUGCGCAGCUUCUCCCCACUCUGCUCUAAAACGAGAAGUAGAGUGAGUUCCCCCAAGGGGUCGGCCGCGCCCCUUCCUGUCCCCGCCCUGCCGGCUGCCCCAGGCCAGUGGAGUGGCAGCCCCAGAACCAGGACCGCGGUGGUGAGGUGGCCUGGGCGCUGAGAGCCUCGCGAGGCUUAGCCCCGGCGAUCUCCGCCUGCCCGGACUCAGCAGCACCGCCCUGUUGCCUGCACCCCCUUCCCCCCGGGCACCCCCAGGAUGGUGAGGUGGUUUCACCGAGACCUCAGUGGGCUGGAUGCCGAGACCCUGCUCAAGGGCCGAGGGGUCAACGGGAGCUUCCUGGCUCGGCCCAGUCGCAAGAACCAGGGCGACUUCUCCCUCUCCGUCAGGGUGGGGGAUCAGGUGACCCACAUUCGGAUCCAGAACUCGGGGGAUUUCUACGACCUGUAUGGAGGGGAGAAGUUCGCGACGCUGACGGAGCUGGUGGAGUUCUACACGCAGCAGCAGGGCAUCCUGCAGGACCGCGAUGGUACCGUCAUCCACCUCAAGUACCCGCUGAACUGCUCAGACCCCACCAGUGAGAGGUGGUACCAUGGCCACAUGUCUGGAGGGCAGGCAGAGACACUGCUGCAGGCCAAGGGUGAGCCCUGGACUUUUCUCGUGCGUGAAAGUCUCAGCCAGCCUGGAGAUUUUGUGCUGUCCGUGCUCAGCGACCAGCCCAAGGCUGGGCCGGGCUCCCCGCUCAGAGUCACCCAUAUCAAGGUCAUGUGUGAGGGUGGACGCUACACAGUGGGCGGUUCGGAGACCUUCGACAGCCUCACGGACCUGGUGGAGCAUUUCAAGAGGACGGGGAUUGAGGAGGCCUCGGGCGCCUUCGUCUACCUGCGGCAGCCAUACUACGCCACGAGGGUGAACGCAGCUGACAUUGAGAACCGGGUUUUGGAACUGAACAAGAAGCAGGAGUCAGAGGACACAGCCAAGGCUGGCUUCUGGGAGGAGUUUGAGAGUCUGCAGAAGCAGGAGGUGAAGAACUUGCACCAGCGGCUGGAAGGGCAGCGGCCAGAAAACAAGAGCAAGAACCGUUACAAGAACAUCCUUCCGUUCGACCACAGCCGAGUGGUCCUGCAGGGACGCGACAGUAACAUCCCUGGGUCCGACUACAUUAACGCCAACUACGUCAAGAACCAGCUGCUAGGCCCCGAUGAGAAUGCUAAGACCUACAUCGCCAGCCAGGGCUGCCUGGAGGCCACGGUCAUCGACUUCUGGCAGAUGGUGUGGCAGGAGAACACCCGUGUCAUCGUCAUGACCACCCGGGAGGUGGAGAAGGGCCGGAACAAAUGUGUCCCAUACUGGCCAGAGGUGGGCACUCAGCGCGUUUAUGGACUCUACGCUGUAACCAACUGCGGGGAACACGACACAGCUGAGUACAAACUCCGCACCUUACAGGUCUCCCCGCUGGACAAUGGGGACCUGGUUCGGGAGAUCUGGCACUACCAGUACCUGAGCUGGCCUGACCACGGGGUCCCCAGCGAGCCUGGGGGUGUCCUCAGCUUCCUGGACCAGAUCAACCAGCGGCAGGAAAGUCUGCCUCACCCAGGGCCCAUCAUCGUGCACUGCAGCGCCGGCAUCGGCCGCACCGGCACCAUCAUCGUCAUCGACAUGCUUAUGGAGAGCAUCUCCACCAAGGGCCUGGACUGUGACAUCGACAUCCAGAAGACGAUCCAGAUGGUACGGUCCCAGCGCUCGGGCAUGGUGCAGACGGAGGCGCAGUACAAGUUCAUCUACGUGGCCAUCGCCCAGUUCAUCGAAACCACCAAGAAGAAGCUGGAGGUCAUGCAGUCCCAGAAGGGCCGGGAGUCAGAGUACGGGAACAUUACCUACCCCCCAGCCAUGAAGAAUGCCCAUGCCAAGGCCGCCCGCACCUCCUCCAAACACAAGGAGGACGUGUAUGAGAACGUGCACAGUAGAAACAAGAAAGAGGAGAAGGUGAAGAAGCAGCGGUCAGCGGACAAGGAGAAGAGCAAGGGUUCCCUGAAGAGGAAGUGAGCUGGGCCUGUCCUGCGGCGGCCACGCCUCAGCUCCGUCCCUGCAGAGGCCUCCAGUGGAAGACCCAGAGCCUGAACCUCGGAGCCUGGCCCCCCAUUCCAUUGUAAUUUAAAUGGCCGUGUCCCCACCUCCCUCUCCCAGCCCCUGUAUAUAGCCCAGCAAGGCCCCUGGCAGGGCCAGGCCUUUCUCUUGUAAAUAAAGCCUCUAGGUCACUG
Balaenoptera acutorostrata (minke whale) is the source of this 5431-nucleotide messenger RNA. It is a transcript of the gene PTPN6, whose product is annotated as protein tyrosine phosphatase non-receptor type 6. NCBI's taxonomy places the organism in Eukaryota, Metazoa, Chordata, Mammalia, Artiodactyla, Balaenopteridae. Gene Ontology annotation, molecular function: protein tyrosine phosphatase activity. The record is from RefSeq and is a predicted model, not a curated record. Bases 3429 to 5216 code for a protein of 595 amino acids. Gene Ontology annotation, biological process: protein dephosphorylation. The transcript has 16 exons.